Leptosia nina is the source of this 1329-nucleotide messenger RNA. The record is from the annotation of a GenBank genome assembly. Lineage: Eukaryota; Metazoa; Arthropoda; Insecta; Lepidoptera; Pieridae.
AUGAAUGCCAAGUGUUCCCCGGAUAUUAAAAGCCGUUGGCGGACUUACGGCACUUAUAAACUGCUGUUGUGGGCGUGGAUGAUGAACGAAGUGGCUCUCGUGUUCGCCCCCGUCGACAUGUCCCACAACGGUUUCUACGUCCACGGCUUACUCCACGCCGUCGCGGCUGUCGUCAUAGGAGUCCCGUUAAUUUAUUCGGAAGUUUGUGUUGCUCAGUACACUAACUGUAACGUGAUCACAAUGUGGAACUUUUUCCCCCUGUUUCGAAGCGUCGGCUACGGAACUAUAUAUCUAGCCGCGCUGAAGGCCGUCUACUUGACGGUCGCUACGUCUUGGUACCUGGAGUACACGUUUUUCGCCGUCCUGGAUCCACCGCCGUGGUUCUCCUGCGACGAAUUCAGAGAAACGAAGUGCAUGGUGAAACGCGUAAACGUAUCGAUAUUCCAACAUUGCUUAGAGGCGCAGAACCUGUUCGACGACGACUGCGGAAUGAAAACCGCCAGCGGCUGCUUCUUUGAUCGCGAGAUCGGCGACAACAAUACGUUGAUGAGAACCUGCGUUCGCGUUUGGAAAAUGCUAAUCGCCAGUUGCACCUCGGGCGCGGCUUGUUUCGCUCUGUCUUUGAAAGUAGAGAAGUGCAUUAAGGUCGCGCUGAGGGCCCUGGCGAGUUACGUCUGUCUCGGGGUGUUGGUGCUGUUCUGCGUUGCGUUGUCGUCGAGCGGCACUUGGUACGCGACCAAAAUAGCCAUGAACUGGAGCGAAUUCAACUACAAACAUUGUUUUUACACGUUCACGCGCGGUGUUCUUUCAUGCGGAACGGGAUGUGGAGUUAUUGGCUUUUUAUCCCGCGACGUUUCAUUCCGCAGCCCGGCCACUAUGACUUCCGUUACUAUUUCUCUGUUUUCCGUUUUCGUUACGCUGCUCCUAGGUCUUAUUAUUUUCAGUGGAAUUAAAACUAUGUCGUAUUACCACGGCGAAGAGGAAAACGUUUUAGAGAUGGGCGAGAGCGUGUUCUUCACGCCGUUCGCUUCGGUCUCGGAAAUUUUAAGUUAUUUCGACAGAAUGUGUUCGGUUGUAAAAUGUCAUUACGACACUUCCAAUUUAUGGGGGUUGUUUAUUCCGAGAGAGAAUUGGGGCCCGCAAGAUAUGAUUUUGUUCAGAAGCAGAAACAUGUUCGUUCCUGAAAUCAUGACUCGAGAGUUUCUUUACCGCCAAGUGCGAAUACGGGGCUACGGGAGGAACGAGAAGACUGCGAAAAACCCAAAGGAUAGACUUUCAGAAGAAUCGAUCGUGGAUAAAACGGAAUGGAGUGCAUUAACGUCUAACUAA